Mus caroli (Ryukyu mouse) is the source of this 1108-nucleotide messenger RNA. NCBI's taxonomy places the organism in Eukaryota, Metazoa, Chordata, Mammalia, Rodentia, Muridae. The record is from RefSeq and is a predicted model, not a curated record.
ACUUGGUGACAGUGCUGAGCGUUCCACUCCAGGCCCAGCCUAGCCAGACGCCUCCCCACAGUGGGAAUGAGGACAAUGCCUGCUGGCCCGUGUGGGGAGGGGAUGUAGAGGGCGGCGGCACCGGCCGCUCCUGGCAGCAUGGACGAUGCGGCGGUCCUAAGGAAGAAGGGUUACAUCGUGGGAAUCAAUCUGGGCAAGGGCUCCUACGCAAAAGUCAAAUCUGCCUACUCAGAGCGCCUCAAGUUCAAUGUGGCAGUCAAGAUCAUAGACCGCAAGAAAACACCCACUGACUUUGUGGAGAGAUUCCUUCCUAGGGAGAUGGACAUCCUGGCGACCGUCAACCACCGUUCCAUCAUUAAGACCUACGAGAUCUUUGAGACCUCUGAUGGACGCAUCUACAUUGUCAUGGAGCUGGGCGUCCAGGGCGACCUCCUCGAGUUCAUCAAGUGCCGAGGAGCCCUGCAUGAGGAUGUGGCACGCAAGAUGUUCCGCCAGCUCUCCCUGGGUGUGAUUCUCUACAUCAUGGUCUGUGGCUCCAUGCCCUACGAUGACUCUGACAUCAAAAAGAUGCUGCGCAUCCAGAAGGAGCACCGAGUGGACUUCCCACGCUCCAAGAAUCUAACUGGUGAGUGCAAGGACCUCAUCUACCGCAUCCUACAGCCAGAUGUCAACCGGCGGCUGCACAUUGAUGAGAUCCUUAGCCACUCAUGGCUACAACCCCCCAAGCCCAAAGCCAUGUCUUCUGCCUCCUUCAAGAGGGAGGGGGAAGGCAAGUAUCGAGCUGAUUGCAAGUUGGAUACUCGACCAGGCUCCAGACCCGAACACCGGCCUGACCACAAACUGGGGACCAAACCCCAGCAACGGAUGCUGGUGACACCCGAGAAUGAAGACAGGAUGGAAGACAGGCUGGCUGAGACUUCCAGAGCUAAAGACCAUCACAUUUCUGGAGCUGAGGUGGGGAAAGCAAGUACCUAGUGGUGGAGAGGGCCCUGGGGGUAUCGUGGUGUGCAGUCUGCACCCACAUAAGCUAAGUAGGCAGGUAGGAGCUGAAGAAGGCACAGGUGCAAGGAACAAGUAAAAUUCGUCAAUUAAACCACUAUUUUGAUUA